AUGGAAAUCUCGCGCGAAGAGCGGCAGCGGCUGCUCCAGGAGAAGAAGCUGCAGCUGGCCCUCGCCAAGGAGGGAAGGCGACGUGCCGAUGACGAGCGCCGUCGCACCAUCCUCCCGCAACAAGCCGCCGCCCUCGCCAACGGCGUACCGCGCGCGACUCUGACGGACGCGGAGCUGCAGGGGCUGCUGGCCGACGCCGGCGUGCCCACCCACACCUCCUCCACCAACACCACCACCACCCAGCCAUCCCAGCAGCCCGCCGGCCACGGCACCGACGACGAGCGCGCCGCCACCAAGGAGAACGGUUUCGCGCACCCGAAAUCGCAGCUGGCCAGCACGACGUCCCGGAUGAUCAGCCUCACCAUCACCGAACCGACGAGCAUCGCCAUCCAAAAGGACUCGGCCAUCUACUGCAAGACGACGCAGACGGACGACGAUCGCAUCGGCCACGCCGACUUCUCUGAUGGGAGCCAAGAUUUGUGCUUCGACGACGACAUGAUGCCCUACAGACAGUCGCACGAUGACAGGUCCCCGGACGAGCACAACAUCUUGACGCGGCUCGGGUUCGGGCGUCGACCGGCCGAAGAGGCCCCCGCCGAGGAGGAGCAGCGCGUCCCCGAUCUGUCCGAGGAGGAGAAGCACCAGAUCAUGACCACACUCGCCUUCCAGGCGUUCUUCGGGAAGGCGUCGAAGAUCCUGGAGCGAGCCAUCACCGAAGACGAUCGCGUCUUCACCGACUACGCCGCCGACGACACGAUGCAGGAGGAGAACGUCGUCGAGCGAUUGACGUACCGCCGCACGUUCGCCGACGCCAAGUGGACGGCCGGACGCGAGGUGGUCGCCAUCAGCUUCUCCGAGAAGUUCCCCGAGCUGUUCGCCGUCGCCUACGACACGAACCAGGACCAGCCGUCCGAGCCGGCCGGCGUGCUCGCCGUCUACAGCACCAAGUUCAAGAAGGACAACGCUGAGUUCAUCUUCCACACGCAGUCGCGCAUCACGUCGAUCGCGUUCGCGCGCUACCACCCGAAUCUGCUGCUGGCCGGCUGCUACACGGGCCAAAUCUGCAUGUGGGACAACCGCGUGUUCAACAAGAAGACCCCCAUCAAUCGGUCGCCCCUGUCGACGAUGACGCACACGCAGCCGAUCUUCUCCAUCCAGGUCGUCGGCACGCACAACUCCAGCAAUUUGGUGUCAAUCUCGACGGACGGGAAAAUGUGCAGCUGGAAUGUGGACAACCUCGCCCAGCCGGUCGACAUGAAGAUGCUGUCGGCGAAGAGCGAUCGGGGGCUCCGAUCGAUCCACCCGACGUGCAUGGCGUUCCCGGCCAACGACUGCAGCAACUACGUCGUCGGCGCCGAGGACGGCAUCGUCCACCUGCUGAGCCGGCACGGGUCGAACGCGGAGAACCAGCUGAUCGAGCAGCAAUUCUUCGAGGGACACUCGGCCCCGAUCUCGGCCGUCUCAUUCCACCGCACACCCAUCAACGCCCAGAUCGACUUCUCGCAUCUGUUCCUCUCCGCCUCGUGCGACUGGAGCGUCAAGCUGUGGAGCAUCAAGGAUCCACUGCUGCGGCACUCGUUCGAGAUGCACACCGAGUACGUCUACGAUGUGCAGUGGUCGCCCGUCCACCCAGCCCUCUUUGCCACCAUUGAUGCCGAUGGCACGUUGUGCCUAUGGAAUCUGAACGAGGACAUCGAGGGACCGGUGGCCAAGAUUCCGAUUGACAAAGAGAACGGACAGGCGCAGGGCCGGAAACUCGCCUUCUCCCUCAAUGGCCAAUUCAUCGUGACCGGCGACGACCACGGGACGGUGAACGUGUUCGAGUUGCAGGAGAACCUCUACAGCCCCAAGUCCGACGAGUGGAUCAAGUUUGAACGGGUACUCGCCGACGCGAAGGCGGCCAAGCUGGAGACGGACGAGAUGGGCGAGUUGGUGGCUGGUGGCGGUGGUCGUGCUCCAUCUUCGACGAAUCUGCCCUCAUCUACAACAAUCAUCAAUCCCUCUACCACCACCACCACCAUCCCAUCAAAUAUCUCGAUUCUGGCGGGUGGCGGCGGUGGCGGUAGCCCCCGACAGAAUUGGGCC
Molecule: messenger RNA, 2085 nt
Organism: Mesorhabditis spiculigera
Lineage: Eukaryota; Metazoa; Nematoda; Chromadorea; Rhabditida; Rhabditidae
Source: the annotation of a GenBank genome assembly